UAAACCGUGCGUGCUUAUCUCUAACGUCAGUUAAGUACUAACAAUGCCGAAUUCAAGCAAAGUGCAUGCUUGAUAUCAGCUUUGCGAAUUAAUAAAAUUCAUAAAAGUAACAUAGAAAACUACUCAUUAAUAUGAAGAACCGAUUAUCAUAUUCAGAGAGGAUGUUUUGCUUAUUUCUAAUGCAUACCAUCGUGCUGGUGGUACACGGAUCAUUGCUUACCGACUACAUUGAAAAACAUCGACACAUUUCAGGUCAAGCAUAUAGACGUCAGCUUCUUGGUUGUAAUGAGAAAUGCUCACCUGCUUUUUGCACAAAAGAUUGCCCUGCUGCUUGUUGUAUAAUUCUUCUUUUACCUCCUGCUCCUCCAGCGGGACCUCCUGGUCCUCCAGGUAUAAAUGGACUUAUGGGACCACAAGGACCUACCGGGCCUAUGGGUCCUCCUGGUGCACCUGGAGCACCAGGUCUGCCAGGACCACCGGGACCACCUGGAGCGCCUGCUGGUCCACCUGGAAUACCAGGAUUGCCUGGUCCACCAGGAAAACCAGGAAAUCCUGGUCCACCAGGAGCUCCAGGGGCUCCUGGAACUCCAGGUACGCCAGGAUUACCAGGUCCUCCAGCUGCUCCACCUCCAGCCCCAAUGUGUCCAGAAGAUUGCAUGACACACUGCACCUUAUCGUGCCAUCCUGCUUGCUGUCCAUUCAGAUAACUCAUGUAUUUAGAGAGAUAAGUCCUGAUAAGCUAGAACACUUUUUAAAACUCGUUGAGCUGUUAUUUUUAAUUAACUGCUUUUUUAACCCGAAUUGUAAACUAGUUCAAAAUAUUAAUAUGUAAAUAAUUCUAAUUUUUAUAUAUUUGUAUUGGAAAUGAU
Messenger RNA from Hydra vulgaris (swiftwater hydra), 869 nucleotides. Its product is annotated as cuticle collagen 34. Lineage: Eukaryota; Metazoa; Cnidaria; Hydrozoa; Anthoathecata; Hydridae. The record is from RefSeq and is a predicted model, not a curated record.